Molecule: messenger RNA, 1064 nt
Organism: Camellia sinensis
Lineage: Eukaryota; Viridiplantae; Streptophyta; Magnoliopsida; Ericales; Theaceae
Source: RefSeq, a predicted model, not a curated record
UUCAAAAUCAUCACCGUCAAUGCAAUCUUUACCUCUAAUUCCCUCUCACGCCUGUCUGUCUCUCUCAUAUUGACUCUCUCUCUCUCUCUCUCUCUCUCUCUCUCACACACACACACACACACACACACACACGCCUCUGCCCUCCUUCCACACUAUCUUUCUUGCGUUGUCUCCAUAGCCGUCGGGUACAGGAGCAUCACCGUCAUCGCACCAAUGUCGAUCCACCAUUGGAGCAUUACCCCGGCCGAUGGAUCAAUCAAUGGCGGUUCCAAGUUCCAACCAAGGGCUGAGAUUAGGACCCUUUUGUAGCUCACCCAUUUCUAUUCCCAACCUAGAUACACAAACACAAAUUUAGAGAAAGAAAGACGAAGAGAAGAUUGAGAAGAGAGAGAGAGAAGAUGAGCAGUGGUAGUAGUACUAGUAGCAGUACGAGACCUGUACCUAGAAGAGAGAGCCCAUGGGGCACUCCCGAGGGAGAUUAUCGGCAGCCAAAGGCCCACAGAUGCAAUGAUCGAGCUGAAGAUGUCAUCCAAGCGUGCUUUGAAGGUAACCCGUUUAGGACAAUUCCUGGUCCUUUCAAGCUCUUCUGGCAAUGCAUGCGCUCAAAACCCGGUGAAGAACCAACGGAACCAUUCUACUAUUUGCAAUUGGACCCACCAACAAGAGAAGUGAAGCUUGAGUGAUGCUCGUCUCCAAAUGCCAUAUAUCUGCUUUUAGGUGAAAAUCAAUUACAGCAAAUUUCUCAGUUAAGUGAUCCAUGAGUCUCACCAGCUUGGUCCACAUUUUGACACAGGAUAAUAGUAAAUGGAUAAGAUUUUAGAGAUUGUUACUUUAGUCAUAUAUAUUCUGUGUCUGAAUCGAUUAUAUGCAUGUUGUUGCAUGAUCAGAAGAGAUCAAAUAUAUUACCUGACUUGCAAUUGUCCACUGAACAUCUAUCGGUAAUUGUACAAAAUCGUUGAAUUUAGUCCCUAUGAGUACUGGAAUUGUCGUCUACAACAAUUACAAAAAAUUUAGUUAAUACAAAUUAGAAGCAAGGUCAAGGGUCCUCUAUAUUUAAACUUCUA